Porites lobata is the source of this 2750-nucleotide messenger RNA. Lineage: Eukaryota; Metazoa; Cnidaria; Anthozoa; Scleractinia; Poritidae. The record is from the annotation of a GenBank genome assembly.
AUGAAUCAACGACCUCUAUGGAUUGUGGGUAGUAUAAUUGUGGUGACCAUGGUUGUUACGAUCUACAACACAAACGUCACGCCAUUAGACACCAGCCCUUCCGAGGAAUCGUCCACUGGGCAAGAAAGAGAAAGAGUUAUAAAGAGUAUUUCAACUCCGGGGACGGUAUGCUCCGAUCUACGUCGCAUAGGGGGACUGACAAAAAUGCCUAGUCGGGCCGCCGGUUCUUUUGGCCCCGAUGGCAUGUGGUACGUCUGUUUUGACGAGCAAGUUCAGCUAAAUCCGGGAUCAUGUGUUGUUUACUCAUUUGGGUUAGUGAUUUUUGGCCGUUUCGAGUUGUCCCGAGCCUCUUUUUUUAAAGCGAGGCUAAGUGAGAAGCGCGCGAUUGAUAUGAAAAUUACUCUUAAUUUUCAUGCUUUCACAAAAAAGGUUUGCAUUUAGCCUCGUCUUAAAAGUGAGAGUUUUUCAAACUCAGAAAUGGCCUGUUGUUUUCCACAUUUUCCCCUCUCAAUUUUGUCCAGUUGCAUCCUAGUUCAAGAACCAAACGAAUUCAAAGUCAAGAAAGUAAACGCUAUAUCAACUACCACAUCUAGUGCUCCAAAGACGGCCGGCGCCAAAUUAUCGCCACCCCCGAAUUAGCGUCAACUGGCUGCAGCAACAAUGCGGCGCUUAUAUUGCUUCUAAUUAACAAAUAAAAAACCCUUGACUGUGCUCUGUUCUGUUGUAAAACCAUUAGGAGCGGCUACAGCACGAAAGAAGUUGGGAGAAACACUCGUCCACGUCUUAAUUCUUGAGUUCCGCUGUAGCCGCUUCCGAAGCUGCUUUACAACAGAACCAAGCACAGUCAAGGCUUCUUUAUUUGUUUUACGAUAAUGAAUCCGUUAAUUCCUCACGCAUUACUUUCCAAUUUUACUGCAUUAUUUACUGCUUCUUAUAGGAUUGGUAAUGACUUUUCGUUUGAUGAAAAGAUGGCGAGGUACGGUUGUAACGUGUUCUCGUUUGAUCCUACAAUGGAUAAAGAAGACCACAGACAUAGCCCCGGAGUGAUGUUUUACAACCUUGGUCUGUCCGACGUUGAUCAAGAGAGACCUCGACAUCCUCGGCCAUGGCACAAGUUUGAUAAAAUGAAAUGGAAAACAAGAACAUUUAGGACUAUCAUGCUUGAACUCGGACAUUUCAAGGUAAUUCAAUUUCUUCAAUCUCGCUUUCAUUUUAGGAUCGCUUAAUCAGCAAAUGCAACUAUUUUCUGACACUUAUGGGUGCAAUUAAAACUGGACGAUCAUCUCACACUGCCAGCCCUUGGGCCCGCGCCUUUACCGGGGCAGGGGCGAGGGGCAUCUUUUAAAGUAGUGUGGGAGCAUCUUUGAUGCUUUUAGGGGAAGAAAUCACCAUCGCCACCCUUGGUCUGGGCCCCCGUAGGUGGAGAAAAAGUUCCCUGUAGUAGUGUGCUGGGGAGCAUCUGUAAUACGGUUGUAGGGGGCGAAAUCGCCUUAAUUCUUCAGCGCUGAAGUCGCUUUUUAAAAAUAAAGGUCAUACAAGAGUCACAAACGUUCCGGAAACGACUUCUAGUCCGUGAUUUGCUCAAGUUCACUAGAGCUCUUCCUACCUUAUGGAAAAAACUGAUUCGUAUAAUCCGCCCACUACGAUUUGUUACUUCUCCUUAUGAAUGCACGAACCUGAGGAUCUGAUUCGGCUUUCCGUAAGACCAGAACAGCUGCAAUUUUCAGUAAACCUUUACCGACCAGUUGGAUAAUUUUUACCAGCUUUUUGGAGCUCUGCUAAGGCCACUAGAAUAAAUCUUAGUCUCAAUUACGGACUAGCCUGAGAAAUCAGCAGACAUUGACCUCCGAGGAACAAGCGCAGCAAUUCCAUUCUGAUGACGCUUCACUACCCAGAUCUAAGUAGUGCUUCUGACUGGUAGGCUCGAUUUCCGCCGUCUCCCGGGUCCGGUCUUUGAUCCUCCCGAGGGCUCAUUUUCCCGAACAGCGGCUGGUAAUCGAGCCUGCUGAUUGGUCGUGCUGCUAGUGAAAUUUACUUCUACCGAUCAGAAGCCCUACCCAGAUCUGGGUAGUGACACGUCAUCAGUAUAGAAUUUCUGCGCUCGUUUCUCAGACGUCAUUUUGCGGGGAAGUGGUGGCGCCCCGCGAAAUGUUGGCUGUUUUCUCAAGCUAUCUGCGAACUUGUUGGCCUCAUUUUUCUCAAAAAUACUUUUUUAUUUGAAAGGAAUCAUUUACAACAACAAGAAGCUCGUUCAGUUUGGAGAAAAAUAAAAAAUGUGUUUAAUUUUAAUAACCUGUUAUUUCACGCAUCUUUGUCCCUUUUACUCAAAAAAUAAAUGGUUAUCCCAGUUUUGUAGUCGUAGCUCUUCAGGGAUAGCUCUUGUUAUUUGAUCGGAGAAUUUGUCACCGAAAUACAUUGCUGCUUGUAAGAAUGAAUUCUUCUUCGAUCUUUACUACCCUUUUUUUCGACAGGGAGAAAUUGACAUUUUGAAAAUGGACAUCGAGUCUGAUGAAUGGAAGUGCUUACGUCAUAUGCUAAAGGAUGGAACUCUGAAAAGUCACGUGAGACAGUUGAAUGUCGAAUAUCACAUAUCAAACACUACCGAAGCUCUUAGACAAUCUUAUGAUAUAGUUAAAUGGCUUGAAAAAGAUGGUUUCAAAAUAUUCCACUCCAGAAAAAAUCCGCACUGUCGGAAAUGCUGGGAAUUAUCGUAUGUCAACUCCAACCUAGUAAAUCUACCUUUGAAAUAA